AUGUUUGAAAACCCAGAAAGGGAUGAAUUUGAUCUAGUCUAUGAUGAAUCCCAAAUGGAAUUAAAUGAUGAUAUUGAAGAAGAAACUGAAUUAUUAAUUGGUAAGAUUGGUAAGAAAAAUACUGAUAUUUUAUCUAUUUGUCCAAUAAUGAGUUUCGAUUCAGAAAAAAGCUCAAGCAUAGCUUGUACUAACAAGAGUUAUCGAAAUUUAAAGUUUAUUCAAGAGGGAAGAGUUGUCAUGAACAUUGAAGAUGCUUGGAAAAUAAUAGACCUCAUUAUAUUUGCCAAAAGUGUUACCAGAAAAUGGUGGUCAUGUGUAUAUUCAGAAGAAGCUUUAAAAAAAAUAGGCAACCAGAUCAUUGAUGUUGCAAAUUCAGAAUCUAACGCUGACAGUCCAAAAAGACAAAGAAAAAUCACUACACUUGAUGAACAUAAUAUACUUGACGCUCUUGUUGAAAAACCAACGAAAGUCAAAUUAUAG
This is a messenger RNA of Entrophospora sp. SA101, 480 nucleotides long. The record is from the annotation of a GenBank genome assembly. Lineage: Eukaryota; Fungi; Glomeromycota; Glomeromycetes; Entrophosporales; Entrophosporaceae.